Molecule: messenger RNA, 1730 nt
Organism: Paramecium octaurelia
Lineage: Eukaryota; Ciliophora; Oligohymenophorea; Peniculida; Parameciidae
Source: the annotation of a GenBank genome assembly
AUGAAUUAAAAUUAUGAGAGGUAUGAUGAAAAUUUCUAAAUGAUCCAAAAACUUGAAGAACGCAAAAUUAAACAAAUAUUUUCUGAUAAUCUUUCAUUGUCCACGCCUGCAUUUAUGAACACAUCGCGCAAACAGACAGAUAUUCAAUAUAUUCAUAAGGAAAGAGCCAUAUUGGAUGUGCGUUUAACCAAUGUCAUUUAGCUUGAUCUUUGUCAAUUCCAUUAUAUUGAAGUGCCGUUAUCUGGGCACAAAAAGCCUCUUGUAAUUUGUACAAAUCAUGAUAAAUAGUAGAUUUCUAAUUCACCGAUUAAGCCAAAAUGAAAUUUUACAUCUCAAGUCACACCAUAACUCCAAACAGAUUUAACAAUGAGGAAUCUUUCGAAAGAAAACAAAUUCUUAGAUAUACAGAAUAAGGUGAGCACAUACUCUUCACCCAACGUUGUUUGUAUCUGGCAAUCUUUUCUCAAUAAGCUACCACGAUAUACGCCAAGGCUUCGUUCGGAAUAAAACCGUAAUAGCAGUAGAAAAUGGAAACGGAAUCCAAAUUAAGACCAUCCACAGGUUAUCAAUUCGCAAGGUCCUCUUAAUUCUUCUUCACAAGGAAACCCUCAAAGGAUAUGAUAUCACUAAACAAGAAUAUUGAAUAAUAUUAGCCUGACAAAAUUAAACUUUAGCAGAAUUUGAGAAGGGUUCAGUCAGCUCGGAAGCUAUCAGAGACUCUGCAUAAAAAAAAAUAAAUAUUCGAGGAAAAGAAAGAAACCUUAAAAGAGCGCUUUGAGUUCCAAGAGAAGAAAAAGAUAUUGAAGGAGAUCAUUCUCUACAGAAAUAAUAUAGAUAACUUUUUAAAGUUCCAAUAAAAAUUAUGGCUUCAGAAUCUGUAUUUCAUUUAAUUGGUGUCCAUAAUCAAAAAGAGAUAUUAUGUAAAAUCGAUCUUAUCUUUAGGAUAACAUCAUAUUUCAAUUUAAAUCCUCGAUUAAGAAAAGGAGACAAUAUAGAGUCAGAAAGGUGUUAUAAAGGAUGUUGCAAAAGUCUGGAAGAGACAUAUUUCAAAGAACUCUGUUUCAAGGGCUUCUGAUAUUAAGAAUGUUAUCGAAGGUUAAGGAGAAGGGGGCGAAAAAGAAGGCAAAAAGGAUUGUGCAUACUUUUAUGAUGAGUUAUGGAUAAAUUGGAGAGAUCUUUUAGAAAACUUAUCAAUUUAAGAGAAGAAUGAGGAAGAUCAUCGAGGUUUAUAGGAAUUACCGAAAGAAGGUCUAAGCCUAUGCGAAUAGGAUUAUCAUGCUUUGGAAUAAGUAUUGGAAUCAAAUCUAUAUGGAGAUAAAAAAGGAGGAUUAGGAAAGUAAUUUAUUAUGUUGAUUUCUAAAUUUUAGAAGUUAAAUAGAUUAAAGUUUAAAUGCAAAAGACAAUAAUUAACUAUCACAUUGAAGAGGAGAUUGUGAAAUCACCGUAUUUAGACAUGUAUUUUGAUAUAUAAAAUUGUUAGUAAGGUAUAAGGUGUAAUUGUAAAUAACUAUUAUAAGGAAAUAAAAAAUUUAUAUGUCAGGAAAUGGAGGGUUUUAAAAAUUAAAGUAAAGUCAUCUAAGUUUUAAACUUUGAUGGCCACUUAAGCAUUUGAUAAGAAGAAUGAAUUAUUAUUAUUUACUAUUGUAGAUAAAAGUGUUUUAAAAUAAUUAAUCUAUAAGUAUAUGUAAGAAAAGGGGAUGAUAUAAAGUUUAUUAUUAAAGAAAAAUUGA